AUGAUAGAAUCACAGCCAUGGGGUGCCGUCUUGGGUAACAGUGCACCGAAAGUAAAUGCGACGCAGUGUGCUUUGUACUGGUGUACCAAGUCCAUUUCAGCCCGCAUGAGCGGCAACAAGCUUAAGGAAACUCAUGUCGAGACACGCACCGACACAAGUGCCCAGUACCAAAACAUCUUUCUCAGAUUGUCUCCACCUAAAAAUGAUCGUUUUGAUUCGGACUUCUCCGACAAUAGCAACUCUGGCUUUGUUUAUGAACAGUUGAAAAAGGCCAGAUCAAUUAGUUGGCACGCUAAGAAGCUCGAUAUCAACAGUCUCGGAAAUGUUAAUUUCACCGAUGAAUAG
Molecule: messenger RNA, 345 nt
Organism: Penicillium argentinense
Lineage: Eukaryota; Fungi; Ascomycota; Eurotiomycetes; Eurotiales; Aspergillaceae
Exons: 1
Coding region: 1-345 (114 amino acids)
Source: RefSeq, a predicted model, not a curated record